AUGAGCGACGUUAUCAAGUCUCGGCGUGAGCAAUCACAGAAGCGAAAGAUGCUACUUGCUCAAACCUUCGGUGUGUCCUGUGUGGAAGACCUGAAGCACGUUCUCGGCACUGCGGAAGACUCACCAAUCAACAAAUCGCAACGGUACGAGGACGAAGAAGCGACCACUUCGAAAUCGUCCCAAACAGCGGAAGGAUUAGUGUAUCGAGAUUCGUCCACCUUUCUGAAGGGUACACAAUCGUCUAAUCCGCACAAUGAUUACUGCCAGCACUUUGUGGAUACGGGACAGCGGCCACAGAACUUCAUUCGAGACGUUGGCUUAGCGGACCGGUUUGAAGAGUACCCGAAGCUGCGCGAACUGAUCCGGUUGAAGGAUGAACUGAUAUCGGAAACUGCCACACCGCCGAUGUACCUUCGGGCGGAUCUGAAAACAUUCGAUCUAAAAACUCUCGGCACCAAAUUCGACGUGAUUCUGAUUGAGCCACCGCUGGAGGAGUACGCACGGGGUGGUGCGGCCGUGGCUGCUGGUGCUCCGCGUAACUUUUGGUCGUGGGAUGAAAUUCUUGCACUGGACAUUGGUGAGGUGGCCGCGCAUAGGAGCUUCGUGUUUUUGUGGUGUGGGAGUUCCGAGGGCCUGGACAUGGGACGCAACUGUUUGCGCAAGUGGGGCUUCCGAAGGUGUGAAGAUAUCUGCUGGAUACGGACGAACAUUGAUUCGCCCGGACAUUCGAAAAUUCUCGAACCGAAGGCGGUGUUCCAGCGGACGAAGGAACACUGCCUGAUGGGUAUCAAGGGUACGGUGCGCCGAUCAACGGAUGGGGAUUUCAUCCAUGCGAACGUGGACAUCGAUCUGAUCAUCUCGGAGGAAGCCGAUUUCGGAAGCUUAGAGAAACCGAUCGAAAUUUUUCACAUCAUCGAACACUUCUGUCUGGGACGCCGCCGGUUGCACAUCUUUGGGCGUGAUUCAACGAUACGACCCGGCUGGGUAACGAUCGGGCCGGAACUGACCAACUCGAACUUUAACAGCGAACUGUACGCCAAUUCGUUCGAGGAAAAUCCAACCACCGGCUGUACCGAGCGUAUUGAAGCGUUGCGACCAAAAAGUCCACCAGCGAACGGAAAAGUGUUACGGGGCCGUGGUCGCGGUUUUCCCCGUAUUCGGGGGAGAUCGCGUGUGUAG
This is a messenger RNA of Anopheles marshallii, 1179 nucleotides long. It is a transcript of the gene Mettl14, whose product is annotated as N6-adenosine-methyltransferase non-catalytic subunit. NCBI's taxonomy places the organism in Eukaryota, Metazoa, Arthropoda, Insecta, Diptera, Culicidae. Gene Ontology annotation, molecular function: mRNA binding. The coding region runs from base 1 to 1179 and encodes 392 amino acids. Gene Ontology annotation, cellular component: RNA N6-methyladenosine methyltransferase complex; nucleus. The transcript has 3 exons. The record is from RefSeq and is a predicted model, not a curated record.